This is a messenger RNA of Stylonychia lemnae, 663 nucleotides long. The record is from the annotation of a GenBank genome assembly. Lineage: Eukaryota; Ciliophora; Spirotrichea; Sporadotrichida; Oxytrichidae.
AUGACUUUAAAGGCAAUAACUUUACUGAAAAUACAGCGGGUUAUCAAGGUGGUGCAAUAUUCUACGAUUUAUGGAAAUGAUAUUGCUUCUUAUAGCUACAAACUUAAAAUCUUAAACACAGAUACCAGUUUCCUUAGAAAUCUGACGAGUGGAGGUUUGCUCUAAGCUGAUUCCUUAUAGUUAUUAUCAGUCAGCGGGAAUACUUUAUUUGUUGCAAUUAACGGUAUUUUUGAAAUAAAAGAUGUUUUACUUGUGGGUGAACCCUCUCAAGAAUUUUAAAUUAAAGCUUACACCUCAAAUGGAAUAAAUUCAGAGAACAUCAAGUUAUUUGAACCAAAUUUUGAUUCAACAUUAAUCAUAGACAUAUAUUUAAGAGAUUGUUUGCCUGGUGAGGUUCUGAUUUAAAAUUAAACUUGCAAUUUAUGCCCAGCUAAUAUGAAAUGUGAUGGAGGAAAUAUUCUUUAAGUAAAUAGGAAUUAUUGGAGAAGUAGUUUGAAUACAACAUCUAUUUUCAAAUGCCCAAAAGUUGGAGUUUGCUUGUAUGAUAUUAAGGUAGACUCUGUACAGAAUGCUCAAAAGACCUUGAUGGAGAUUAUUAUGCUAGAAGUAGUCAGUAUGAUUGCUCAAAAUGUCUUUCACUUACAGAGCAGAUAUCUAUAUUGA